AUGCCAGACGCAGACACGAUACCCACAGAUCAAGACGACGAGUACAAGUCAAGCGAGGAUGAAGACUUCAAUCCGGAUGAGGUAGACGCGCAACAAGAUGAGGACUUGUCCUCGGAUGAAGACGAUGCGCCGCAACCAAAGAAAGCCUCCAAGAAGCGAAAGAAGGCCCAACAGGAUGCCGAAGAACUCGACUCUGGAGAUGAAGCGACAAUAACAGAACUCAAGAAGGCCAAAAAGUCAAAAGCAGACGAUGAUGAGGAUAGCGCUGGCGAGGGAGGUCUGAUCAAGACGCGAGCUCAGAGAAGAGCAGAGUAUCAAGAGCGUCAAGAAUACCAAAAAGCCAACACUGACAAUGUCACCGUCGAUGUCGAUGCCCUCUGGGCUUCCAUGACCGCAAAACCCAUCGGUCGACCGUCGCGAGAACAACCGAAACUCGUAGAAGACGUACCUGAGCAAGACGGUGAGCCUGGAAAGGCCGACAAGACAGCCAUGCAGGAUGGCGAAGAUGACGACGGCAUGAUCACCAUCAAGCGGUCCUACGACUUCGCUGGCCAAAAAGUGACAGAAGAGAAGCGCGUACACAAAGACUCAGCCGAAGCGAAACUCUUCCUCGCAAACAAUGAUCCUGCAAAACAGACAAAACCAAGUUCACCAACGCCAAAGGAUGAUCAGCCCGCUCUUCGCCGUCCUCUACGCCGCGCCUCAAAAUUCGAGCCUAAUCCUACUGGCGAAGUCAAAGGAUUGCCACCAGAGCGCCAACGACUGCGCACUCCUUCUCGAGCUGAUUUCCUGGCGCAACAAAAGAGAUUGGAAGAAGAGGCCAAGAUGGGCAAGGCCGUCAAACUCAAUACCGUUCAAAAGUCGGCUAUCGACUGGGCUGCCCAUGUGGAUCAAGAAGGACUCAAAGACGAAUUGGACGAGUACGGCCGAAGCAAACAGGGCUACAUUGGCAAGAUGGACUUUUUGCGUGGUGUGCACGGCAAGAAAGAGGAGGAAGAACGAAAGGCUCGUAUGGCUCAGUCUUCUGCAUGA
Molecule: messenger RNA, 1032 nt
Organism: Aureobasidium melanogenum CBS 110374
Lineage: Eukaryota; Fungi; Ascomycota; Dothideomycetes; Dothideales; Saccotheciaceae
Product: BCNT-domain-containing protein
Exons: 2
Coding region: 1-1032 (343 amino acids)
Source: RefSeq, a predicted model, not a curated record